Messenger RNA from Acinonyx jubatus (cheetah), 11817 nucleotides. RefSeq names its product toll like receptor 1 (gene TLR1). Gene Ontology annotation, molecular function: transmembrane signaling receptor activity; lipopeptide binding; Toll-like receptor 2 binding. Gene Ontology annotation, biological process: immune response; toll-like receptor signaling pathway; inflammatory response. The transcript has 2 exons. The coding region runs from base 1516 to 3885 and encodes 789 amino acids. The record is from RefSeq and is a predicted model, not a curated record. Gene Ontology annotation, cellular component: Toll-like receptor 1-Toll-like receptor 2 protein complex; membrane. NCBI's taxonomy places the organism in Eukaryota, Metazoa, Chordata, Mammalia, Carnivora, Felidae.
UCCCUGUAGAGUUGGAGUUUCUAGUGGUGUUCUCUGGCCCUUUCUAGUCUUUGUUGCUUUGGUCUUUUUUUUUUUUAAUCUUUUCUUCCCUUAGAGAGUCCCCCUUAAAAUUUCUUACAGGGCUGGUUUAGUAGUCACGAACCACUUUAAUUUUUGUUUGUGUGGGAAACUUUUUAUCUCUCCUUCUAUUUUGAAUGACAGCCUUGCUGGGUAAAGAAUUCUUGGCUGCAUAUUUUUCCAAUUUCACACAUUGAAUACAUCCUGCCACUCCUUUCUGGCUUGCCAAGUUUCUGUGGAUAGGUCUGCUGUGAACCUGGUCUGUCUUCCCUUGUAGGUUAAGGACUCUUUUUCCCUUUCUGCUUUCAUGAUUCUUUCUUGGCCUGAGUCUUUUGUGAAUUUGGCUAUGAUAUCCCUUGUUGAUGGACAGUUUUUGUUGAACCUAAUGGGAGUCCUCUGUGCUUUCUGGAUUUUAAUGUCUGUGUCUUUCCCCAGGUUAGGAAAGGUUUCCACUAUGAUUUGCUCACAUAACCGUUCUACCCCUUUUUCUCUCUCUUCAUCUUCUGGGACCCCUCUGAUUGUGAUGUAGUUCCUUUUUAAUGAGUCACUGAUUUCUCUAAUUCUUAAAUUGUGCUCUUUUGCCUUAGUCUCCCUCUUUUUUCUGCUUCAUUGUUCUCCAUAAGUUUUUCCUCUCUAUUGCUGAUUCGCUGCUCUACCUCAUUCAUCCUUGCUGCUGUGGCAUCCAUCAAGAUUGCAGCUCGGUUAUAGCAUUUUUUAUUUCAUUCUGACUAGCUUUUAUCUCCGCAGAAAGGGAUUCUAAUCUGUUUUCAAUCCCAGCUGGUAUUCUUAUUAUCAUGAUUCUAAAUUCUGGUUCAGACAUCUUGCUUGUAUCUGUGUUGAUUAAGUCCCUGGCUGUCCUUUCUUCCUGUUCUUUCUUUUGGGGUGAAUCCCUUCAUUUUGUAAUUUUGAAGGAAGAAAAGAAAUUAAUAAGGUAAAAAAGAUUAAAGUUAAAAAAUUAAGGACAACACAAAAAAAUCAAAUAAAGGAUGCUAAAUCCUAGGUGUGUCCUGAUUUGGUUGUUGAAAGGAGCUUGAUAGGUUAGAGAAAAAAAAGGGAAAGAAAAGAAAAGAAAAGAGGAAAAUGCUUGUAAAUUUGAAAAAAAAAUGAAUACAAUUAAAUUGAGUAAAAUGAAAUAAUGGAAGUAAAAAAUAAAAUUUGAAAAUUUUACAAAAAAGUAAAAAGAUAUAGUAGAAAAAAUUAAAGAAAAAUAUUUUUAAUAGAAUGGAAACUAAAAAUAAUUUUUUUUCUCUUUUUGUAUUCAAGAAUAAGAAAAGAAAAGAAAAAAAAAUUGGAUAGAUGGACCAGCAAAAAGACUGAAGUAUGAUUGAAAUUACGUCAGUUUCCCCUGGAAGUCGAACUAUGAAGCACUUUAUAAUCUGUAAACUAAGCAGGAUUUGUACCUGUAUCAAGAUGCUCUAAAGGAUAACAACUAUUCUUAGGAAUGUCUAAUAUUACAAAAUGAUGAAAACUAAUUCUAGCAUCUUCCAUUUUGCCAUCAUCUUCAUGUUAAUACUUGAGACCAAAAUCCAACUGACUGAUGAAAGUGAAUUUUUGGUUGACAGAUCAGAAUCAAGUCUCUUUCAUGUUCCCAAAAACCUAUCCCUGAAAACAACAAUCUUAAAUAUAUCACAAAACUAUAUAUCUGAGCUUCGGACUUCUGACAUCGUAUCACUAUCAAAGCUAAGGAUUUUGAUAGUUUCUCAUAACAGAAUUCAAUAUCUUGAUAUUAGUGUUUUCAAAUUCAACCAGGAAUUGGAAUAUUUGGAUUUGUCCCACAAUGAAUUGUGGAAGAUUUCUUGCUGUCCUACUGUGAAUCUCAAGCAUUUAGACCUCUCAUUUAAUGCAUUUGUUGGCCUACCCAUAUGCAAAGAGUUUGGCAAUAUGUCUCAACUAGAAUUUCUGGGGUUGAGCGCCACACAAUUACAAAAAUCUAGUGUGCUACCAAUUGCUUCUUUGCAUAUAAGUAAGGUUUUACUGGUCUUAGGAGACGCUUAUGGGGAAAAAGAAGACCCUGAGAGCCUUCAAAACUUUAAUAUAGAAAGUCUACACAUUAUUUUCCCCACAAGAAAAGAAUUCAGUUUUAUUUUGGAUGUAUCAGUCAGCACAGCAGUAAGUCUGGAACUUUCCAAUAUCAAAUGUGUGCUAGAUGAUAAUGGAUGUUCUUAUUUCCAAAAUGUUCUGUUAAAACUUCAGAACAACUCAAGGUUAUCAAAUCUUACUUUAAACAACAUUGAAACAACUUGGAAUUUUUUCAUUAUGAUCAUCCAGUUGGUUUGGCAUACAAGCAUAAAGUAUUUCUCAAUUUCAAAUGUAAAACUACAAGGUCACCUUAACUUCAGAGAUUUUGAUUAUUCGAACACUUCACUGAAGGCCUUCUCUAUACACCAAGUGGUCACUGAUGUGUUCAGUUUUCCACAAAGUUAUAUCUAUGAAAUCUUUUCAAAUAUGAACGUCCAAAAUUUCACAGUGUCUGGUACACAUAUGGUCCACAUGGUUUGUCCAUCCCAAAUUAGCACAUUUUUAUAUUUGGAUUUUUCUAAUAAUCUCUUAACAGACAUGGUUUUCAAAAACUGUGGAAACUUGGCUAAAUUGGAGACACUUAGUUUACAAAUGAAUCAAUUAAAAGAACUUGCAAGUAUAGUUUAUAUGACCAAAGAGAUGAAGUCUCUACAACAAUUGGAUGUUAGUCAGAAUUCUCUAAGGUAUGAUAAAAAUGAAGGAGAUUGCUCUUGGACUACAAGUUUAUUAAGUUUAAAUAUGUCUUCAAAUAUACUUACUGACUCUGUUUUCAGAUGUUUACCUCCUAAGGUCAAGGUACUUGAUCUUCACAAUAACCAAAUAAGAAGCAUUCCUAAACCAAUCAUGAAACUAGAAGCUUUGCAAGAACUCAAUGUUGCCUCCAAUUCCUUAGCCCACCUUCCUGACUGUGGAGCUUUCAGCAGCCUUUCUGUACUGAUCAUUGACCAUAAUUCAAUUUCCAACCCAUCAGCUGAUUUCUUCCACAGCUGCCAGAAGAUUAGGUCCAUAAGAGCAGGAAACAAUCCAUUCCAAUGCACCUGUGAGCUAAGAGAAUUUAUCCAGAAUAUAGGCCAAGUAUCAAGUGAAGUGGUAGAGGGUUGGCCUGAUUCUUAUAAGUGUGACUAUCCAGAAAGGUAUAAAGGAACCCCACUAAAGGACUUUCAUGUGUCUCAGUUAUCCUGCAACACAGCUCUGCUGCUUGUCACCAUUGGGGUCACUGUGCUGGUGUUGACUGUUACUGUGACUGCCCUCUGUAUGUACUUUGAUCUGCCCUGGUAUCUCAGGAUGGUGUGUCAGUGGACCCAGACCCGGCAUAGGGCAAGGAACCUACCCUUAGAAGAACUCCAAAGAACCCUUCAGUUCCACGCUUUUAUUUCAUAUAGUGGGCAUGAUUCUGUGUGGGUGAAGAGUGAAUUAUUACCAAACCUAGAAAAAGAAGACCUAAGGAUUUGUCUCCAUGAGAGAAACUUUGUUCCUGGCAAGAGCAUUGUGGAGAAUAUCAUCAACUGCAUUGAGAAAAGUUACAAGUCCAUUUUUGUUUUGUCUCCCAACUUUGUUCAGAGUGAAUGGUGUCAUUAUGAACUCUACUUUGCCCACCACAAUCUAUUUCAUGAAGCUUUUGAUAACUUAAUUUUGAUCUUGCUGGAGCCUAUUCCACAGUAUUCCAUUCCCAGCAGCUAUCACAAGCUCAAAAAUCUCAUGGCACGAAGGACUUAUUUGGAAUGGCCCAAGGAGAAGAGCAAACAUGGACUUUUUUGGGCUAACCUAAGAGCAGCUAUUAAUAUUAAAUUGAUGGAGCAAGCAAAAUAAAUAGAUCACACAUAGAUCAAAAAAUAUAUGUGUGCUGCUUUUGGAAAAAUGUUGCUGCUUUUGGAAGUUCCAACAAUGACUUUAUUUUCAUCAACACAAAUCUAAAUGCAAUUUUGAAUGUGUGAUGCAGAUAAACACAUGUACUUUCAGGCUCCAGUUCACCUUUACAUAUGGCAAUGAAAAUUAAUGAAAUAAUUUUAAACAGUUAAUGUCUAACACAUGAAGAACUCAUUUUUUCUUUUCUUCUCCCUCCCUUCCUUCCUUCCUUCCUUCCUUCCUUCCUUCCUUCCUUCCUUCCCUCCUUCCUUCUUUCCUUCCUUCUUUCCUUCCUUCCUUCCUUCCUUCCUUCCUCUAGCCCUGAAUUCAUUGAAUUUGUCAUGUAAUCAAGAGAAGUAGCUGUUUAAACAACUUUAGUUUCUAUAGCAGAUAUCUAUAGCUAUUGAUGCCCUUCUCAUUUCUACUCAGGUUUGCCCCUGCAUGUUGAAAGCUACUUAUUGCUAAUGCUGUAGGCUCUUUGCCUGAAGGAUUUUCUCCUGGCCAUGAUAAUCCACUUUGCUCACACAAAGGGCAAUUUAGAAAUGCUGGAUAUUUUUCUUGGAGGGAGUUCUCAACCAAUGUUAGGAGAACUGGCAGAUAAAUACCCCAAAUUUCUCACCCAUUUUGGGGAUAAAUCUGGGGUGUGCUUUAUACUAUCCCUGAGUUCCCCAGUAGGAUGGAAUUCUAAUUCUCCAUCGUAGAAACAGCUUAAUAAAUGUAUUUUUUAUUGGCUUCCUUUCUAUGCUUAUCUCAUAUCCUCAUUUCUUCAAGGGUGUUUCCUGAGAUCACCUCUGAAAUAAACUACUUGUAGUUGAAUAAUUGUCUCAGGGUCUGCAUUUGGAGGAACCCAAACUAAGAGUGAGUUACAUCUCAGGUCAAAUGGAAAUUCUGAGCCUGUUUUUUUUUUGUGGCUGGAUAUCUUGCUGAGAUUCUAGCUGCCUAACCUAGCAUGCACGGGUGACUUUACUCUUUUGAUCAGAAGGAGGAAUACAGUCCACGUGUACUGUUUCUAUACAUAGUAUUCUUGUCUUUAGGAACUAUUAAACUAGGGCAUGAACAGAUUAGAACAUUGCAAGGAAUGGGCCAUGUUAGAUAUGUUUUCUAGCACAAUUUUAUCAGAUUUUUUUUAAUAUUCAUGAGUAAUUCUCCCUGUCUAUCCUUUUAGUCUAACUGCUAGCUCUGGGCAAGUGUAGUCAGAGAGCAUCUUGUCAUAACUGCACCAUGUAUCUCUCAGUUUAUGCCCUGUGGCUUCAUUAAUAGCACUGCACAUGAUAUUUGUAGAAGCCUGUUAAACCAUUCUGAUAGAUGCGUAAACCGGGAAGUGCCAGAGAUAUACCUUGAGAUUUUUUGACCACUUAAGGGAUGGGACCUAUUAGAUAAAUAUUGCUGUCUUUUAUUCUUGGGUAAACAUAAUUAUAUUCUACACCAUUCCUCAAUGAGUUCCUGGUGGGACUGAGGCUUACUCACUCUGAGAUUUGCUUUUCUUUCUUCCUUGUUUCAUUCUUCUCAGUCUCCUCACUCUUGAGCCCUGAGACUACUUCUCCAAACAAAUGACCUGCACCCAAAGCUCUUAUCUCAGUCUCCACUUUUGGAAGAAUAAAUCAAAAUAACACUUACCUGUACUAGUUGCUUCUUGCCCUAAUUUACUUAAAGUCGAUAAGAGCAUAUUACAUAAAGCCAGAGAAGUAAAAUAAAAAUCAAUGAAGCAAAAAUAUAAAGUGGUAUUUCAGAACCAUUUAGAUUCUUAGAAGUGAAGGUUUUUUCACUGGGCACUGAAGGAAGACUUUAACUUUGGAUUUUUCAAAGUAUGAUGAUAAAGAAUGGAAAGGCCAUUCUAAAUAGAGAGAUGAAGAGAACAAAGAUAGGAAUACCCAGGCCUAUUUUGGGACUAGUGUCCCAAUUUGACUUGGUCAUGUAAUUUAUGAAAAACAACAGUGAGAUAUAAGCAUGAAAAGUUAGACUAAGAUCAUGUCAAAGAUCCUGAAAAGUUAAGCUAUGGAGUUAGAACUUAGGGAUAUAGAAAAGUCAUCAUUUAAAUUCCUAUGAGGUAUUAUAGCAGAAAGGAAACUAAAACCAUGAAAUAUAUGCUUAAAAAUGUAUAAAAGCUUUUGUUCUCUAAUGGAAAUUGCAACAGUUGUUAGGACUGAAAUUUUCUGUUUUCUCUAGGAUGAUUGCACUUCCUGUAUUGAACUUCAAGAUUUCAUAACCAAGCUUCAAUAGUCAGCACUAGUUGUGUAUUAGUUUGCUAGGGCUGGUGUAAAACAGUACUACAACCUGAGUGUCCUAACAAUAGAAAGGUACUGGCUCACAGUUCUGAAGGCUUGACGUCCAAUAUCAAGGUCUUGGCAGUGUUGGUUCCUUUCGAGGGGUGGGAGGGAAGGAUCUGUUUCAGGCCUCUUCUCCUUGGCUUAUAGAUGACCAUAUUUCUGUCUUUGUCUUCCCUCUAUGUCUGUCUGUUUCCAAACUCCCCCACACCUUUAAAAAAAAGAUUUUAUUUUUAAAUAAUCUCUACACCCAAUGUGGGGCUUAACUUACAAUCCUGAGAUCAUAUACUCUACUGACUGGGCCAGCCAGAUGCUCCAAAUUUCCCUUCUUUUAAAUAAGGAUGCCAAUAAUAUUGUAUUAGAGACCAUUCUAAUGACCUCAUCUUAACUAAUAACAUCUACAACAACCUUAUAUCCAAAUAAGGUCACGUUCUGAAAUACAGGGGUUUAAGCCUUCAACAAAUGAAUUUUGGGGAGCAAAAUUCAACCCAUUGCAUCUUGCAAGUAUAAAAAAUCCUUAAAGAGAGUAAUAGAGUCAGUUAAAGUUUAUCUAACAAAUUCAACAUUUUAAGAAUAACAGUUAUGUCAGUCCUGAAUAUAAAUAUGUGAUCUCAUAAAUAUUUUUAAGGGGGCUGCUAGAAGUUGAAAUUUUAUUGGUGGAAUCCAAAGAAUUCCAAGUUGGAAGAUGAAGAAUUCAGGUCAGGUCAAAGUAUGAACAAAUAUAUAGUAAUGAAAAUAAUAAAGAUUUCACAGGUAAAUGAGAAAAAAUAUUGCAGAAUGGGUAAAUAUUCAAGCACUGAUUCAGAACAUUUGGGUUUCAGUUCUAGCUCCGUUACUUCCACUGCUUACUUGCAAAGACCUUGAACAAUUUACUUAAACUUUCUAGGCCUAAAUUUCAUUAUUUGUAAAAUAUGCCCUUAGAGUACCUAGCCAAGACCUUUAGAUUUUGGUAUGAAUUAAAGACUGGUUACAAUAUGUGCCCCAACUGCACAGUUCACCUGGGCAAGGUUUCCAAAUGGUUCUAUUGAAGCCUUUUUCCUAGGAUUGAGGUAAGAGGGAGCACAUCUGAUCUCUUCUUCAGGAUAAAUAGAACUCAUAAUACACCCCAAACUCUCCAAAAAUCCUCUUCUAAUCUUUAACUCCUCUCAGACUCUCCAACCCCAUUUAUUGGCUAUAAGUCAGCAAAGGGUUACAAAACCAGUUAUCUAAUCUCACACUUCACUCCAGAAGCCUUAACCAAAUUGAGAUUAAAACAGUACCAUUUUUAUCAGCCUGUUAUACUAAUGAGAUUGCAGUCAAAUGGGCAUUUUAUAUAGUGAUAAUAGGAGGGCAAAGUUUUUGGGGAAUGUAUAUUAAGGGCUUUAAAAUAAUCAUGUUCUUUGACCUGUAAUUCUACUUCCAAAAAUCUAGUCUAAAGAAGUAAGUUAAAAUGUGGACAAAGUAUGUCAAUUGCAGAGUCAUUGUUAACAGUGAAAAAUUUGAAAAAUUCUAAAUUUCUAACAAUGGAGGAAUAUACUGUGUUUAGUAACAUAUUUUAUAAUCAUUAAAAAUAGUGUAUAGGGUUAAGAUGAUAAAUUUUGUGUUAUGUGUUUUUUACCACAAUUUGAAAAAAUAAUGUAUAGGAAGUUGUUUUUUUAUUAAUAGAGAAUGCUUAUAUUACAAUAUAAAUGCAAAACACAGGAUACAAAAUAUAUGUAUAUCAAGGUUUCAUAUGUUAAAAAUAUGCAGAGAAAGAGGACUAGAUGAAAAUAUACAAAACAUUAUCAUUGCUUACCUGUGUUUGGUGCUUAGUUUUGCUUUUAUACUUUUCUGUACUUGAAAAUUUAUAACCAACAAAAGGAAAUUACAUCAAAACUAAGUCUUAAUCAGCUCCCAGAUAGAAGGCAAGAAAACAAUCUGGGGAGAGACAGUGUGGAAACAACAAUCUGAAAAAUGUCCAGGGCACACAGAGGGGAGUUAUUCCCUAUUCUAGAAAUGCUCCUCUGAGAGGCAGCAUUCACAGAGCCUCUCCAGGAACAAAGGAGAUGACUGGUGCCAUUUCCCUACCCCGUCCCUCAGCAUAAACACAGAGCCACCUGGGGGAAGCAGCUCAGAGAGGACACUGACUGUCUAACUUGCUUACACCAAGGCCCGCCCCUCUGUGCUGUUGCAGGACUGUUCUCAGUUAGGCUUGCCUCAGUCCCAGUAGAGUGGGUCCCUUCCCCAGAGGACCAGCACAAACCUCUGCCCACACCAUAUCUCCUGACCAGAGAGUUCUGCAGGGCCUCAAUUCUGGUGGAGUUGGUGUCAGGUCUCAUUUCACAAGCAGACCAGAGCACAUUUAGAUAAUACUUGCCACAUUCAGGCCAAGGACCAAACAGUGCCCAUAGCAAGCAAGGAGAGCCUUUGCAGGUGACUGGCCUGAAGGAUGGAGCAGCCAACACACAAUAGCAGAGCACACACAGCACACACCAGAGACACUUCUUAAAGCACUAGGCCAUGGGCACUAUAUGACCUCUCCUUCACAAGGCCAUUACUUUCAUGAGCAGGAGACAGAACUCGUUUUUCUAAUACAGAGAAGAAGACAGAGAUUUAUUCAAAAUGCCAAGAUGGAGGAAUUUAUCCCAAAUAAAAUAACAAAAUAAGGCCACAGCCAGAGCUCUAAGUGAAACAUAUAUAAGUAACAUGUCUGAUGGAGAAUUUAAAGCAGUGAUGAUGAAGAUACUCACUGGGCCUGAGAAAAGAAUAUAAGACAUCAGUGAGACAUUUACCACAGAGAUAAAAGAGUUAAGAAAGAAUCAAUCAGAGAUGAAGAAUGCAAUAAAUAAGAUUGGAAAUAGGUUACUGCAAUGAACAGCAGACUGGAGAUAGCAAAGGAAUGAAUUAGUGACAAAGAAGACAAAAUAAUGGAAAAUAAUGAAGCUGAACAAAAAAGAGAAUGAAGAAUUAUGGAACAUCAGAAUAGAUAUAGGAAACUCAGUGACAUUGAUAUUACAGGAGUAUCCAAAAGAAAAAGAGAGAAAAGGGGGGAAGAAAAUUUGUUUGAGAAAAUAAUAGCUGAAAACUUCCCUAAUUUGGGGAAGGAAAUGGAGAUUCAGAUCCAGGAGACACAAAGAAUGCCCAUUAAAAUCAAUAAAAGCAGGCCAAAAAGAAGACAUAUUGUAAUUAAAUUUGCAAAAUAUAGUGAUACAGAAAUAAUUUUAAAAGCAGCAAGACAAAAGAAGUCCAUAAUUUAUAAGGGAAAAUCUGUAAGUCAAGCUGGAUAUUUCUCAACAGAAACUUGCAAGCAAGAAGGGAGUGGCAUGAUAUCUUCAAAGUGCUGAAUGGGAAAAGUCUGCAGCCAAGAAAGCUCUAUGCAGCAAGGCUAUCAUACAGAAUAGAAGGAGAGAUAAAGUUUCCCAGAAAAACAAAAAUUAAAGGAGUUUGUGACCACUAAACCAGCUCUGCAAGAAAUAUUAAAGAGGACUCUGAGCAUGAAGAAGAGACCAAAAGUGACAAAGACAAGAAAGGAUCAGAAAAAAUCUCCAGAAACAACAACAAAACAAGUAGUAAAAUGGGAAUAAACACAUAUCUAUCAAUAAUUACUUGGAAUGUAAAUGGACUAAAUGCUCCAAUCAAAAGACAUAGGGUGUCAGAAAGGACAAAAAAAAAAUGGCCUAUCUAUAUGCUGCCUACAAGAAACUCAUUUUAGACCUAAAGACAUGUACAGAUUGAAAGUGAGGGGGUGGGGCGCCUGGGUGGCUCAGGUGGUUAAACGUCUGACUUCGGCUCAGGUUACAAUCAUGCAGUUCGUGAGUUCGAGCCCCGCGUCAGGCUGUGUGCUGACAGUUCAGAGCCUGGAGUCUGCUUUGGAUUCUGUGUCUCCCUCUCUCUCUGCCCCUCCCCAGCUCACUAUCUGUCUCUCUCUCUCUCAAAAAUAAAUAAACGUUAAAAAAUAUUAAAACAAAAAAGGUGAGGGGGAGAAGAAACAUUUAACACUCAAUUGGUUGUCAAAAGAAAUCCAGAGUAGCAAUACUUAUAUUUGGACAAACUAGAGUUUAAAACAAAGACUGGGGGCACCUGGGUGACUCAGUCAGUUGAGCUUCCGACUUCGGCUCAGGUCAUGAUCUCACUGUCUGUGAGUUUGAGCCCCCCGUCAGGCUCUUUGCUGACAGCUCAGAGCCUGGAGCCUUCUUCGGAUUCUGUGUCUCCCUCUCUCUCUGACCCUCCCCCAUUCAUGCUCUGUCUCUCUCUGUCUCAAAAAUAAACAUUUAAAAAAAUUUAAAAAAAAAGCAAAGACUGUAACAGGAGACAAAGAAGGGCAUUACAUAAUCAUAAAGGGGACAAUCCAACAAGAAGAUAAAACAAUUGUAGAUAUUUAUGCACCCAACAUGAAGCACCUAUAUAUAUAAAACAUUAACAAAGGAACUAAAUGAUAAUAACACAAUAAUAAUAGAGGACUUUAACACCCCACUUACAUGAAUGGACAGAUCAUCCAUAUAGAAAAUCAACAAGGAAACAAUGGCAUUGAAUGACACACUGGACCAGAUGGACAUAACAUAUAUUCAGAACAUUCCAUCCUAAAACAGCAGAAUACACAUUAUUUUCAUAUACAUAUAGACCAUUCUCCAGAAUAGAUCACAUAUUAGGUCACAAAACAGGCCUCAACAAACACAAAAAUAUUGAAAUCAUACCAUGCAUCUUUUUGGACCACAACACUAUGAAACUAGAAGUCAACCACAAGAAAAAAUCUAGGAAGACCACAAAUACAUGGAAGUUAAAUAACAUGCUAGUAAACAAUGAAUGGGUCAACCAGGAAACCAAAGAAGAAAUUUUAAAAAUACAUGGAAACAAAUAGAAAUUAAAACACAACAGUUCAUAAUCUUUGGGAUGUAACAAAAGUGGUCUUAAGAGGAAAGUAUAUAGCAAUACAGGCCUAUAUCAGGAAGCAAGAAAAAUCUCAAGUAAACAACCUAACCUUACACCAAAAGAAGCUAGAAAAAGAACAACAAAUUAAGCUUAAAGCCAGAAGAAGGAAGGGAAUAAUAAAGAAUUGAGCAGAAAUAAAUAAUAUAGAAACUAAAAAAACACAAUAGAACAUAACGAUGAAACCCUGGAGCUGGUUCUUUGAAUCAAAAUCAAUAAAAUUUAUAAACCUCUAGCCAGACUUAUCAAAAAGAAAAGAAAAAGGACCUAGAUAAAUGAAAUCACAACUGAGAGAGGAGAAAUAACAACCAACACCACAGAAAUACAAUUAUAAGAGAAUAUUAUGAAAAACUAUAUGCCUACAUUUUGGACAACCUGGAAGAAAUCGACAAAUUCCUAGAAACAUAUAAACUACCAAAACUGGGGGUGUCUGGAUGGCUCAAUCGGUUGAGCAGCCGACUUCUGCUCAGGUCAUGAUCUUGCCGUUUACCAGCUUGAGCCCCACAUAAGGCUAUGUGCUGACAGCUCAGAGCCUGAAGCUUGCUUUGGCUUCUGUGUCUCCCUCUCUCUGCCCCAUCCCCUGCUUGCCUGCUUGCACUCUGUCUCUAAAAUAAAUAAACAUUUAAAAAAUUUAAUUAGUAAUAAUAGUAAGAAUAAUAAAAACCCCGACAAACAAAAGUCCAGGGCCAGAUGGCUUCACAGGAAGAGUAAAUACUUCUCAAACUGUUCCAAAAAAUAGAGAAGGGAG